UCACCACUCAUCAUUAAAAAUAGCGGAGAGGGUGUGAGAGAGUGCGGUAGGAGAAGGCUGCGUGAGCCCCGUAUUUCGAUCAUGUCCUCAUCCGGGACCGACUCAACUUUAGGUUACUUUGACAGCAUCGUGGCUCCUUCCAAGCGUGUUCACCAAGUUUUAUUUUUUUUAGAUUGUAUUUUUAUGUAAUCUCUUUUUAUUACAUAGGCUAUAAAAUCAUUUUGAUUCCAUAUCUGAAUAGAUGUAUUGCCAGUCAACGUAUCUUUAUGAAGCACUCAACUAUUUGUGAAUUCCUCUGGGAAGAACAGGUGUUAAAAAUCUGCGGAUUCAAUACAAACGAAGGCAAACAUUUGUUACAAAGUUGCAAUUUAGCGUUUGGAUAGGAACAACACAGGAAGAGGUCUUGAAGACGGAUGUAACUCCAUGACCAAUGUCGCGCGCGGUAACGAAUUUAUGAUUUGACAAAUGUUGCUCCCAACAUUGUGACAGUAGUACUUUCCUCGACGUGCUUUGGAUUUGUCUUCUACGUUCAACGAAUUGGACCAGUAGCCUAAUUAUCGGUCAGAAACCAAGACAUGGGGACUCAGGGCACCGGACGAAAAAGAAAUCCCAAUAAGGACAGGUCGACGGCCGAGGAUGAUGCCCUUAAUCUCAUAUCAAGAGAGGCAGAGGCCAGGCUGGCAGCAAAGAGGGCGGCCAGGGCAGAGGCCCGAGAAAUCCGUAUGAAGGAGCUGGAGAGACAACAGAAAGAGAUAUAUCAGGUUCAGAAGAAAUAUUACGGCUUGGACAACAAAUCAGACAAAGUAGACAGCGAAUGGGGACACAUCGAGCAAUGGAUGGAGGACAGUGAGAGGUACUCACGCCCCACACAGAGACAUACUUCGAUCUCAGACGAUGAUGAGCGGAUGUCUGUGGGCAGCCGAGGCAGUGUGAGGUCGGAUCUUGAUGCAAUAGGGGCCUACGGAAGAGGGGAGAAGGACAAGAAGUCCAAGAAAAAGAAGAAACACAAAGACAAACGCAAAGAUCGUGACAGCAACGGCUAUGACAAUGAGUACAGUGCUAUAUCCAGUCGGAGCUCCAGACUCGGUGAUGAGAGCACUAGCAGGGUCUCUCGCUCGUCCAGACUAGAUCUGCAGCCGAGCUCAGGACUCAGUGAUGAGAGCAUUAGCAAGGUCUCUCGCUCCUCCAGACUGGACCUGCAGCCGGCAUCCUAUGCUUCCUCUGACCUUAACAGCAACAAUGGUCUGUCCUCUUCUAGGCAACGGCUUUCUUCCUACGAGUCAUCCGGGCUACUCAGUCAGAUCUCCUACCGGCGCCAUCACAGGGGCUCUUUGUAUGAGGACAGUCUGUACAGUGGAUCUCGACGGGUGACCGGCUCAAGCUCUCGUCAUUCAGAGUACAAUAGUUAUCGCGGCAGCGGUUCCAGGGCGUCCUCCAGGGCCAGCUCAGCCCGUGCCAGCCCAGUGGAUAAUGACUGCAACUCUGUGGCCAGCUUCCUGCGCAGCGCGGCCACCAGCAGUGGCCUGCCCAGAGACCUGGAUCACAUGACCAUCCCCAAUUUAUCAGACGUGGAGGACCGAGAUUACCUGGAAAAGGGAUCUCGAGCCGCUUCCACCCUAUCGGCAGCCACCCUCGCCUCGCUGGGCGGGUCUUCCUCCCGGGGAGAAAGUGGUGAAACGUCCAUCACUGGCGACACAGAAACCUCCAUACGAGAGAUCAAGGAGAUUCAUGAGCUGAAGGAUCAGAUCCAAGAUGUGGAGUCAAAGUACAUGCAGAGCCUCAAAGAAGUCAAGGAUACCUUAGUGGAGGUGGAGGAGAAGUACCGCAAGGCCAUGGUGUCCAAUGCCCAGUUGGACAACGAGAAGAACAACCUGAUGUACCAGGUGGACACGCUGAAGGACUCGCUCAUGGAGCUGGAGGAGCUGCUGUCCGAGUCACGCCGCGAGUACGAAGGGAAGAGCAAGGACUUUGAGCGUGAGAAACAUGCCCAUGGCGUGCUGCAGUUCCAGUUCAAGGAGAUGAAGGAGACACUAAAACAGAGCGAGGAGUUACUAACAGAGAUCCGUCAGAUGCGUCUCAAGCAGGACGGCUUUGUUAGGGAAAUCUCUGACCUGCAGGAAACCGUGGAGUGGAAGGAUAAAAAGAUUGGGGCCUUAGAGCGGCAAAAGGAGUAUUCGGAUGCCAUCCGAAAUGAGCGGGAUGAGCUCAGGGAUGAGGUGGUCCAGCUGAAAGACAUUCUGAAGAAACAUGGAAUUGUCCUCAGACCUGACCUGACUGCCAAUGGGGAAAUGCUGGAGUUGGGAACUGAAGGGUCAGCCAGUGGAGAUCCAGCUUCUCAAUUGGCUCAGGACUCCCAGACGUCGCCCAUGGAAGGGGGGAACAGCAUGCUUGGCAGAGCUCAGGAGACGGAGUUGGGAAGUAGAGGAGAUAAGGUGGUGGAUCCCGGAAGGUCCAGGCAGCAAGAGGAUACACACGAGGAGGAGGCUCAAGAGAACCAUCUGACCUCGCCCACCCCCUGUAGCCUUGUUGGUGUUUCUGAAACAGAAACAUCAAGGGAGGCUCAGCCAUUCUCACCCACAUUGGGGGAAGAGGUUGAAAUUGAAGGCAGUGAUGUCAACAAAGACUCUGACAAUGGCAGACCAGUAGUAGAGGUCAAAAGUGGACCGGCCUGUGAUUCUGAGGUACUUGUGGUUGUAACAGGUCCUGAGGAAGAGGUUACAGUAGCGGGGGAGGGGUGUGAAGCAGCAGGUGUAGAGGGGACAGGGCAAGGCAGAGUAGAGGUUGCAAGCGAAGGGGAAAUGGGAAUCAAAAAUGACAAGGCAGAUGAGGCAGAGACCAAAGUUGUCAAGAGCAGUGACGACACCAAAGAGACUACCUCAGAAUAUGGUGCAGCAGCUGAACAAGAGAAAAACGAAUCGAGUAAAGAAGUGAAAUGUUUAGACUCAUAUCCUCUGCCUAGGGAAACCAUUGAGGACACGAUGAAAAAUGGCACACAGAUUAGCCAAGGGACAGACCUUGAUACUAGUAAGAGCCCAAUCAAAUCAAACCCUGAGCCUCAGAAAACAAAAAAGGCUGAAGCGUUACCAGAGAUAACUGACCUGCAGCCACAGGCCCAAGCAGGCAACAAGAAGAAGAAAGGCAAGAAGAAGAAGGGAGAGACACAAAGCGAUGUAAAGCAGGAAGACCGUAAGAAGAGCACACCAGAAACGUGUGUAGUCUCCAUGACAAAUGGCACACAGAUUAGCCUAGGGACAGACCUUGAUACUCCUAAGACCCCAGUCGAAUCAAACCCUGAGCCUCAACCUGAGCCUCAGAAAACAAAAAAGGCAUGUGUGUUGCCAGAGACCACUGACAUGCAGCCACAGCCCCAAGGAGGCAAAAAGAAAAAGAAAGGCAAGAAGAAGGGUGAGAAACAAGGUGAUGAAACGCAGGGAGAUAAGAUGAGCACAACAGAAGAGGAUGUGGUCUCCACCCCAAGCGAUAAGGAGCCAGUAGAGGCGGUAGGAGAGGGGGUUAUCACAAUAGAGACACAGCGAGAGGAGGGGACCAGUAGUUCACCAGAUCGAGAGCUCCAAAGCCCUGAACAAAAAGCACAAACCAUAGCUGAGGGACUGAACCUGAAGGAAGAACAACUAGAAGAAGGCCGAGUAGAGCCUACCAUUGAAGUAUCUCUGACUGACCAAGCUAAGAGUGAGGAAGUUGUCUCAAAGAAGAAAAAGAAGAAAAUGAAAAAGGACAAACACAAACCUACAAUGGAAUUAGAGAAAUCAGAAGGCGAGAUAUCAGUAUUAUCCCUUGAGUCCAACAUUGGUAUUGCUGAUCCUGUUGAUCACUCCAAGUGUAUAACCAGCGCUUAUAACCCUAUGGAGGAAUUAGAAUCGACAACAGAUACUAGUACCCAAAAGGAUGAGUCAGGGUACACAACCAACCAUGAUAACUUUGGAGACUGUUUGAACUCUUCAGCUGACCCAAAAUGUCCAUUGGACUCGAAACAGUCCACAGCUGGGAAUUCAAACAAUGUCAAAGAGGAAGAUGCAAUCAAGGUCUCAGUUGAAGAGGAACAAACAAUCCAAGACUCAAAGGAACAGGGGAAUAACUUUCACAGUCCCAUCGUCCUAAGACCAGAGCUCAAGGAGGGCGUGGAACCUGAAGACCUUAUCUUCCAUGAUGGUGUCGCUACUCACCCAGACCAGGCUAACGAAAAUGCAACACAAGACCUAAAAGAGGCAGGUCAAGAUAAACCAAAUGGGAGCCCAGAAGAGCGUACAAAUGCACUUGAACAUGAAGACACUUCAAUGGCAAUGCCAGAAAAUGUAGAGAAAUGCAACAAUUCAGCAGAUGAGAAAUGUUGUAGCAUAUCGCGUGACCGCAACUGCCCUGCUGCUGAGACCAUAAAACUGCCUGAACAAUUGGUGGAUCUACCUGGUUGUCCAGUCACUGACAGGCACUUGUAUGAAAACAACAAGCCAGAAACACUUGAUGGAGAAGAGGCAUCAAUUGGAGGGAUCUCUACAGAGACCGAGCUGAAUGAUACAGAAACACUUGAUGCAGAAGAGGCAUCAAAUGGAGGGAUCUCUACAGAGACCGAGCUGAAUGAUGCAGAAGAGGCAUCAAAUGGAGGGAUCUCUACAGAGACCGAGCUGAAUGAUGCAGAAGAGGCAUCAAAUGGAGGGAUCUCUACAGAGACCGAGCUGAAUGAUACAGAAACACUUGAUGCAGAAGAGGCAUCAAAUGGAGGGAUCUCUACAGAGACCGAGCUGAAUGAUACAGAAACACUUGAUGCAGAAGAGGCAUCAAAUGGAGGGAUCUCUACAGAGACCGAGCUGAAUGAUGCAGAAGAGGCAUCAAAUGGAGGGAUCUCUACAGAGACCGAGCUGAAUGAUGCAGAAGAGGCAUCAAAUGGAGGGAUCUCUACAGAGACCGAGCUGAAUGAUACAGAAACACUUGAUGCAGAAGAGGCAUCAAAUGGAGGGAUCUCUACAGAGACCGAGCUGAAUGAUACAGAAACACUUGAUGCAGAAGAGGCAUCAAAUGGAGGGAUCUCUACAGAGACCGAGCUGAAUGAUGCAGAAGAGGCAUCAAAUGGAGGGAUCUCUACAGAGACCGAGCUGAAUGAUGCAGAAGAGGCAUCAAAUGGAGGGAUCUCUACAGAGACCGAGCUGAAUGAUGCAGAAGAGGCAUCAAAUGGAGGGAUCUCUACAGAGACCGAGCUGAAUGAUAAAGAAGAGGCAUCAAAUGGAGGGAUCUCUACAGAGACCGAGCUGAAUGAUGCAGAAGAGGCAUCAAAUGGAGGGAUCUCUACAGAGACCGAGCUGAAUGAUACAGAAACACUUGAUGCAGAAGAGGCAUCAAAUGGAGGGAUCUCUACAGAGACCGAGCUGAAUGAUGCAGAAGAGGCAUCAAAUGGAGGGAUCUCUACAGAGACCGAGCUGAAUGAUGCAGAAGAGGCAUCAAAUGGAGGGAUCUCUACAGAGACCGAGCUGAAUGAUGCAGAAGAGGCAUCAAAUGGAGGGAUCUCUACAGAGACCGAGCUGAAUGAUGCAGAAGAGGCAUCAAAUGGAGGGAUCUCUACAGAGACCGAGCUGAAUGAUACAGAAACACGACUACAGGACCCUGUAAAAGAAACUCCGGUGACAAUUGACUCUUUUAGGGAACAGAGCCACAAUGAAAGUGGACCAUGCACUAUGGUGGCUAAAGCAGAAGAGCAAGGUGAUCCCAUUGAGGCCAAGCUGGAGGGUAACAAGGUACCUGGACCCAGUGAGCAGUGGAAUGACAAGGAGCAUGAAAAUGAGGGUCAAUCGUUUGACUUUUCUGACCUAGUUUCAGUGGUUCCUGCAAAUAUAUUCCCAAUAGCAUCCCAAGAGGAGGUCAGCCAGGAAAUGAGAACGAUAUCGGUAGGAUACAAAAUAGAGGUAGAGCUUGGUAAAGGGAAGGGUAACCAGGAAGAGGAGGAUGACAAACCGCAGGACACAGAGGGAGUUAGCACGAUAGUGGCACAGCAAUCAAUUGAAGGGGGGUCGGAUAAUGCACCAGAGGAGCUCCGAAGCCCUGAAGAAAAAGCACAAACCAUAGUUGAGGCCCAGAACGUGAAUGGAGAACAACAACUAAUCACAUUAGAGGAGGGGGUUAGUGUAACAUACAACCAGAAAUACAUUGCAGAGGAGGGAGGGAGUGUGACUGUUGAACAGCAAGGUGUAGGGGAGAGCGAGAGGCAGCAGAAUGCAACUGAGGUAGAUGCUUUGCCAGUAGAGGAGGGGGAAGAGGCAAUCCAGUAUGGGUCACAGCAGGGUAGAAGAGAAAGUAGUCAAAGUGCAGAGGGCAACAACGAGCAAUCUAGGACAGGCUUGAAAAAAAGCAGUAAGAAAGUAAAAGGCAAGGGAAAAGAGGACUGCCGAAUGUCCUAGUUUUUAGGUCUGCACUCAAUAUAAACAACAGCAAAUAUUUAUGAAAGUGCAAAGAGUCUCAACUAAAUACAGCCAAAGCAAGUACCAUUACAAUUCCUUCCAAAGUUAUAAUUCGAUGUACUGUAUUUUGAGGUCAAAGUAUUUGUGACAUAUUUUUUGUUUUGGCUUUGUAUUCCAGCACUUUGGAUUUGAAAUGAUACUAUGAGGUAAAGUGUAGCAUCCACAUUAAUUUAAUUUGAGCGUACUUUUUGUUCAGCACUUUUUGUACAUGCUCUGGUCCCCCCAUUUUAGGGAACCAAAAGUAUUUGGACAAAUUCAUUUGUGUGUUAAAGUAAUCAAAAGUGUAGUAUUUGGGCCUAUAUUCCUAGUACUCAAUGACUACACUAAGCUUGUUUGAUGUAUUUGCAGUUUGUUUUUGUUGUUUCAGAUUAUGUUGUGCCCAAUACAUUAUUUAACAUUACAUUUCUAUUGUCACUUUUAUUUGAAAUAAGAAUAGAAUGUUUCUAAACACUUCUACAUUAAUGUGAUGCUACCAUGAUUAUGAAUAAUGGUGAAUAAUGAUGAGUGAGAAAGUUAGAGGCACCAGACCAUAACCCCAAAACAUGCUAAACAGGAGAGGUUGAGGGGGAUGAUGUGUAUGGCUCUAUAGUUUUCUCACUCAUCAGUAUUCAUGAUUAUCCAUAAUCAUUGUAGCGUCCACAUUAAUGUAGAAGUGUUUAGAAAUAUUAUAUUCUUAUUUACAACAAAAGUGACUCCAAAAUGACACAAUACAUUAUUUACCAUACGUUUCUAUUGGGUAUAAGCUUGAUUUAGUCAUUGCUUGGAAUAUGGGACCAAAUACGAAACAUUUGACUACUUUAAUACACAUAUGUGAAUUUGUCCAAAUACUUUUGGUUCCCUAAAAUGGGGGGACAAUGUACAAAAAGUGCAGUCAUUUCUAAACGGGUACCCCAAUUUGGAUGAAAACACCCUCAAAUUAAAGCUGACUAUGAUAAACAUUAGACAUAUGAUGGCCAUGCAACAACAAAUAUGCCACUGUCCAAAUACUUUGACUUCACAGCAUGUGUGUAUUUUAGCAAAUGUUUAGGGAAGUUUGCCAUAAGGGGUGGGUAAUCUUACCACGCAGGCUGUUUUUCCCCAAACAAGCAGUAACACACCUGAUUCAACUAAGAAAACCAUUCAUUUAAGACUAGUAGUAGUUAAGUAGAAUCAAUCAAAUGUGUUACUACUUGCCUGGCCCUGGUAGGGUACAUUGCCCAUACUCUCGUAUAAAUCUGCAGCACCUAUAUACCUAUACUGUAAUAAUGUAAUAUUGAUUGAUUGAAUGACAGUAUGUUUUUCUUCAUCUAUUCAAGGCACAAUGUUUAUAUUGCAAUGCAUGAUAUUCGUAUCGUCCUUCUCUCAUCCUGUGAUUUAUGGAAUUACCGGCCUAGUACACAAGGGUGCGCCAAAAAAACAACCCAUUGGCCGUCUAACCAGAAUGCUAACAGAAUUGGCACAAGCAAUAGUUAAUUUCCAUGGAGGCUGGUAGCUAAAUAUGUUAAUGAGCCCAAACGAAAAUUAACAAAUUGCAAAGACAGGCAAUCCAGCUCAUAAAGGUAUACAUAUAUACGUAGGAGGUAUACGUAGGAGCUACCAAAUCUCAUUUUUGGUCAGUUUAGACAUUUACAAGCUAAAUGUGAAUGGCAGACGUUGUGCAAAUUAAGUUUUGACUCAUGCAUGUCUGUGUGGAGUCUCUGGGGAAGGGGCCUGCUGGGAAAGGGGCCUGCUGGGAAAGGGGCCUGCCUGCUCAGACGGAACAUGAACGAAGAGGACAAAAAACGCAAGGAAAUCAAACAGUGGUAGCCUUACAGAUAAUUCAUCCAAAGGGCUUUGAGUUGUCAAACACAGCAGAAAGCUAACACCAUACUAUGCCCCGUCACCUUAUUAAUUCAGCCACUUACUUAGACAACUAACAAGUUAAACUUAGGGGUCACGUUAAUGCAGAUUUCUGUUUUUAACGCAGGAAAAAUAUAUAAAACAUAACAAAUAUCUUGCUGAAUUUUGUAAAUGCAGAUCUAAAAUGCUUAUUAAAAUGUCUGUUCGGCAUCAGACCACUUUUGUGCUUCAGUUUCACUUCUCCACUCAGAUGAGAAUUCACAAACGAGCAUUCUAUCAGCAGACAGUUCUCUGAAUGAUGUGUAGCUACUUUUCUGAUACUUUUCUCAGUGUAACCAGGCUACUUUUCUCUUGUAAAAUGCAAGAUUAACUUUAAGCGAAACAUUAGGAAAAGUAGCUGGCUACAUUCUUUCUAUGAUAAACAUUCGAAAUACAGUAUGAUGGCAAUGUAUCGUUUUUGCAAGGAAGACCUUGCUUUUUCAUUGUAAGCUCAUUUACUUGUGUGGCUGCCAGCCAAAUAGCGUUACACUUCUGUUGAUAAAAAGGAAGCUAUUUUCUGUCGAAUGUGCUGCACUAAUGUAUUUUCUGUGAAGGAAAACUACAGUUGCACUUCCCUGAUCACGCUUGAAGCAAAAAACACUUGAUUUUAUAUAUAAAACGCAACCCUUGUCAAUACACAGUUGGACUGCUCCGGCUUUCUCCCAUUGUGCUAUUUACAAACACACAUGUUAAGAGUAGGGUUGUUAACCCCGGUGUUCUGGCUAAAUUCCCAAUCUGGCCCUUAUACCAUCAUCGCCACCUAAUCAUUCCCAGCUUCCUAUUGGCUCAAUCAUCCCCAGGACAUUGCUGUAAAUGAGAAUGUGUUCUCAGUCAACUUAACUGGUAAAAUAAGGAAAUAAAAAUAAACUAUCUCAACUGUUCUCAGGGCAAUUACGGUAAGCUUCAUAAUGUGAAAUGAAGAACGCGAUCUGCUGUAUCUGCUAACGUAUUGCACAAUUUUUUGGGAAAACUUAAAUAAAUAGUUUCCCCUGGCUAUUUCCAAAUACGGUAUACCGCCCAAGCCUAGUCAAAAGUUUGCCCAGAACAAAAAAUGUUUUCUUGCUUGGUGUAUUUUGAUGAAGAGAAAACUAACCCGAUUGAGAUUUUCUCAUGCCAUAAAAUAAUUGGCAGAAAAAUCCAUUCCAUGUAGGCAAUGAUCUCAGGUGAAAUCCAAGCCCUAGGAUAUCAUGUGCAUACUGUAAAAUUGCUUUGUGUUCAGCAUAUGCCAUGGUUCCUGAAUUCAUAUGAUAUGACUGCUAGACAAACUGUAUACAAGAAUAUGACUCCCUUGUUAAUCACUGGUCUAAAUGUUUCUUCAUGUGCACUUUUUGUAAGGAAAUACCUUCUGACCCUUUUCAUGAUUGAAUAAAAUAAGUAAUUACAAA
Oncorhynchus nerka (sockeye salmon) is the source of this 9706-nucleotide messenger RNA. RefSeq names its product leucine-rich repeat flightless-interacting protein 2-like. Lineage: Eukaryota; Metazoa; Chordata; Actinopteri; Salmoniformes; Salmonidae. The record is from RefSeq and is a predicted model, not a curated record. Gene Ontology annotation, molecular function: RNA polymerase II cis-regulatory region sequence-specific DNA binding; DNA-binding transcription factor activity, RNA polymerase II-specific. The transcript has 24 exons. Gene Ontology annotation, biological process: regulation of transcription by RNA polymerase II. Bases 576 to 6404 code for a protein of 1942 amino acids.